AUGGUUAGUAGGAAUUUCAUAUUUGAUGAACAAGCAAUUUGGAGCUGGGCUAAUGAUAAUGAAGUGAAAGCAGAAUCAAGUUCAAAUCCUGGAACUAAUGUCUUGUCAGAAAAUGAUUCAUAUUCCAAUGAUGAAGAAAUUACUCUUGCAACAACAAUAAGAUCUCUUGAAGAUAUUUAUAGUAGGUGUAAUAUGGCCUCUUUAGAGCCAACUUCAUUUGAUGAAGUUGUGUCCAAUGAAGAGUCGAACACAACAAUGAAGAAUGAGAUGGAAAUGAUUAAUAAGAACUCUACAUGGAGCCUAUUUGAAAAACUUGAAAAUCACAAGGUGAUUAGUGUCAAGUGGAUCUAUAGAACAAAAUUCAAUCCUGGCGGCAAUAUAAACAAGCUCAAAGCUAGAUUAGUUGUCAAAGGAUAUCUACAACAAUAUCACAUUGAUUUCACUAACACUUUUGCUCCAAUAACAAGGUAUGAUACUAUUAGAUUGCUUGUGACUCUAUCUGCUAAACUUGGCUAG
Molecule: messenger RNA, 516 nt
Organism: Pistacia vera
Lineage: Eukaryota; Viridiplantae; Streptophyta; Magnoliopsida; Sapindales; Anacardiaceae
Exons: 1
Coding region: 1-516 (171 amino acids)
Source: RefSeq, a predicted model, not a curated record